AUGUUCCGAUUGGUGGUGUUGUCCGUUGUUCUUGCCGUUGCCGCUGCCGCUCCGGGGUACAUCCACUCGGGCCCGGUUGCCUACUCGUCGGUGGUGGCCGCUGCCCCGGCCCUGGUCGCCCAGAAGGAGAUCUCGUACCAGAAGAGCAUCGUCGAGGAGCCGACCGUGGCGCACGUCGGUACGAUUGAGAAGUCCGUCCCGACGGGCUACUCGCACCAGAGCUUCACCCAGUACCACAACAAGCAGGUCGCUGAGGCGGUCUAUGCUCCGGCCGUGAAGAAGACCGUGGUGUCGACGCCGGUUGAGAAGACGACCUAUGUUCAGGCUGCUGCCCCAGUGGUCCAUGCCGCCCCGGCUGUCUAUGCUGCCCCGGUCCAGACGGUCUAUGCUGCUCCAGUUGCCAAGACCUACACCUAUGAUGCGCCGGUUGCCAAGACCUACGUCCAUGCUGCCCCAGCUGCCGUUGCCUACGAGGCCGCCCCAGUGUCGUACGUCGCUCCGCUGAAGACGUCCUACGUCAGCAGCUACCCGUCGGUGUACUCCGCCCCGGCCGUCUAUGCUCACGAUUUCAACUAA
Anopheles marshallii is the source of this 576-nucleotide messenger RNA. RefSeq names its product pupal cuticle protein C1B-like. The record is from RefSeq and is a predicted model, not a curated record. NCBI's taxonomy places the organism in Eukaryota, Metazoa, Arthropoda, Insecta, Diptera, Culicidae. The coding region runs from base 1 to 576 and encodes 191 amino acids. The transcript has a single exon.